Helobdella robusta is the source of this 1431-nucleotide messenger RNA. RefSeq lists its product as hypothetical. Gene Ontology annotation, molecular function: chromatin binding; protein binding. The transcript is spliced from 9 exons. Gene Ontology annotation, cellular component: cytoplasm. NCBI's taxonomy places the organism in Eukaryota, Metazoa, Annelida, Clitellata, Rhynchobdellida, Glossiphoniidae. The record is from RefSeq and is a predicted model, not a curated record. Bases 1 to 1431 code for a protein of 476 amino acids.
AUGACUCAUUGGAUUGCUCAUUUGGAAGGGGGCCCAAGAAGGGUUAACCAUGCAGCCGUUUUCAUCAAAAGUCACAUUUUCAGUUUUGGCGGCUACUGCACUGGAGGAAAUUUUGAAGUGGCAAAGCCGAUAGACAUUCAUGCCCUAAAUAUAUGUAUAUAUGCUACUCUUACAUUAUUUUAUUAUCAUACAUUUGUCAACGAGUUAGAAAGGUUAAAGGUACCAUUCCAUAGGUACGGCCACACAGCUGUCAACUGGAGAGAUAGGGCCUACAUAUUUGGCGGUCGUAACGAUCGAAAUGGAGCGUGCAAUAAAUUGUUCUGCUUUGAUCCUGAAACACUAAGAUGGAGUAGGGUGAGCACAAAGGGUGAGGUCCCUGGGGCCAGAGAUGGUCAUUCCGCGAGCGUUCUCAACGAUAAGAUGUACCUGUUUGGAGGAUAUGAAGAUGCUCUUCAGAGGUUUUCAAACGACAUGUACACAUUUGAUUUCCGGUUAUCACAGUGGUCACUGCUCUCCACCACGGGCACGCCGCCAAUCUGGAGAGACUUCCACACGUCGUCUGUCAUCAAAAACUUCAUCCUGAUUUUCGGAGGUCGUAGUGACGAGGCCGGUCAGUUCCACACGAACUCCGAGGUCUACUGCAAUAAGUUGGUGACCUUUGACACUACCACCAACGUCUGGACGCAACCAAAGGUCAAAGGUUACGUACCUUAUGGCAGGAGGAGUCAUACUGCCUUCGUCUACAGAGAUGAGAUGUACAUAUUCGGCGGCUACAACAGCCUGCAGGAUGUCCAUUUUGCUGACAUGCACAAAUUUAACUUAGAGAGUAAUUGGUGGGUGAGUGUCAGGGUUUACGGGAGGGGGCCAGGCGUAAGAAGAAGACACUGCUGCUGCGUAGUGGACGACGACGCCGGUGGUGGCGAUCGUCGUGGUGGUGCCACUGGGGGUAGCAGGGUGUUCUUGUUUGGAGGGACGAGGCCAUUGCCCAUGUCCCUUCAACCGUUCGUCCUCCCAACUGAUGAACUACUUGUCGAUCUAUCCGAUCUGCACGUAUUACAAUUCAAGCCAUCACUGAAGACUCUUAGCAUGUUGGUCAUCAUAGAGAAGAAGUUGGAUACGUCGUGCCUGCCUGCUAUGUUAAGGUUUGACGUUGUUGUGCGUGUGUGUGUGUGUUUGGUGUGUGUGUGUGUGCGUGUGUGUGGUUUGUGUGUGUGCGUGUGUUUGGUGUGUGUGUGUGUGUGUUUGGUGUGUGUGCGUGCGCGUGUGUUAUGUUGUGCUUGUGUUGUUCUGGACACCAACAAUAAUAAUAACAACAACCACAUCAUCUACAUCAACAUUAACAUCAUCAACAUCAACAACAACAACAUCAAAAACAAUAUCAUAAACAGCAACAUCAACAAUAACAACAUCAUCAACAACAACAACAACUAA